AUGGACAUUAUCGUGAACUCGCUGUACUCCAACAAGGACGUCUUCCUCCGCGAGCUCGUGUCCAACGCUGCCGACGCGUGCGACAAGAAGCGGUUCCUCGCCCUGACGGAGAGCGACGCACCGCCGGAGGCGAUGAAGCUGCGGAUCACGACCGACAAGGAGAAGCGCACCCUGAUGAUCGAGGACAACGGCGUGGGCAUGCAGAAGGCGGAGCUGGUGGAGAACCUGGGGCGCAUCGCCCGCUCGGGCACCGCCAACUUCGUGCAGAACUUGCAGUCGGGCUCGGACGACGUGAGCCUCAUCGGCCAGUUCGGCGUCGGGUUCUAUCGAGUUCGGCAAUUCUUGGCGCAGGGCCUCGACGAGCUCGGCGUCCAGGUGCCCGACCUCUCGGGCUUCGCGGUCAAGCUUUGCGAGCGCGUCCCGCAGUGCUCGCAGCAGACCCUUGUUCGUAUCGAGGCGCCCGUGGGGCAGGCGCUGGCUGGCAUUGCAGGCGCGCCUGGCGACGAGCGGGAGUCCAAGUGCCCGAAGGGGAAGAGGAAGUUCGUGGCCUUCAUGGUAAGCUGCGGCACGCCUUUGGAAGGCGACAGGGUGGUCAAGCCUCUCCGGCUUUCUCGCCUAUGUAAGCCCUUUGUGAUGCUGCUGCUGGCCAUGGUGUCCUUCUACUUCAUCAUUCUGAGCGAGUGGCAGCGCCUGGAUCUGCCAGCAGGUGCCAGGUUCGGGCACGGCUCUGACCGGGCGCCACCCGCAGCAGCGCCUGGUCUUGACGCUGGGACCGCUGGUGCGCUGCCGGGCGCGGCGGCGCACGGUCCCCCCGCGGCGCCUCGUGCCCAACCGGCUGAGGCCCCUGAAGCGGCGAUGGUCGAACCAGCACGUCUCUUCCAGGAGGAGGUCGUCGAGGCGCCCGUGGAGCUCAAGUUGGAUCUGCUUCUACCGGUGCCGCUGCGCCGUGGCACGGCCCCCCUCCACAUCGCCACCUUCAACGGGGACACGUGGCAAGGGGCUCGCACGGUGCUGGAGUGGAACGCUGCAGCCGGCAGGCGCUUUGACGUGGCCUUCGUUCAGGAGACGAGGUUCCCCGACUCCGAGGCGGCUGGGGACGCUCGCCAGUGGUGCUUGGGCCAGGGCUGUCAUCUUGCCCUGGGCCCUCCUCGUCGGACUGGCGCUGAGCGUCUGGCUGUCAGUGGCGGCGUGGGCCUCUGCAUCGGCACGCACAUUGGGGUCUUCAGUGGCAUUGCUGUCCCUGAUGAGUGGAGCCAUCGCAUUGUGGCCAGGAAGAUCCACCUCGGCGAGGGCUCGGUCCUCUUGGUGAUCUCUCUCUACAUGAUCACCUCCAUCGGCCUCACUGGUGAUAACCUGGCGCUCCUUGCGGAGGCUGUCGGAUCUGAGGAGUCGGUCAAGCCCAGGGAGCAGCCCACCUCCGAGUCGCAGCGGGAGGCUGCGGAGUUGCUCGAGCCCUUGGAGUGUUUGCAGACAGCCAGUGCGAGGUGGUUCGACCUAGCCGAGGUGGGCUCGCUGGCGGUUGAGGGCGUUUUGCAGGAGUGGCUUCCGCUUUGGAUCAAGGACUCGAGGAAUGAUGAGCAGCACGCCUCCGAGUGGAAUGUGGCGACAACCCUUGAGCCCAUCAGUGUCUCGCAGGUGCGCUCGGCCAUCCUCUUCUUCGGCAGGAGGAAAGGCCUGGGCUGGGACUCCUUUCAUCCGCGGCUGCUCGGGGAGCUCUCGGACGCCUUGGUUGCUCGAUUUGCGGCCAUCUUAAACCGGUUUGAGCUCACUGCCGAAAACGGUCAGCUCAGCCGUCUCGAGUAUUUCGGCAAUAAGGCUGCCGAUGAAUAUGCCAAGCGAGGCGCCUCAUUGGGUCGAAUCUCUGCCGCUGAUCGUGCCGUCGUCGAUGGUUGCUUUGAGUUGUCCCGGCUGUUGUGCAAGUUCUCAGCUGAGCAAGAAGCUCGGAUCGGGGACAGUGGGCAGUUCGACCAUGUCGGCAUCGAUUGGCUGAGGCACAUCACCCUUGAGGCACCCGCGGGUGCCUUCCUGGUCAUGUGGCGGGCGGUCGAGGUCGUGUCCAAGAGCUUCAAGGAGGAGGGUGCGGACCAGAAGGCCUGGAGGUGGAUCUCCCAGGGCAACGAGUUCACCAUCCAGCCCGCUCCCGAGGAGGAGUUUUUCGGCGAGCAGAGCGGCACGAAGCUGAUCCUGCACCUCCGCGAGGAGGCCCAGGAGUACUUGGACACGGGGAAGUUGUCCGACCUGCUGAAGAAGUACAGCGAGUUCAUCACGUUCCCGAUCGAGUUGUGGAACGAGAAGGUCCAGUACGACCAGGUGCCAGACGAGUCCGCCCCGCCUCCGAAGGAGGGCGAGAAGCCGAAGAUGAAGAGCGUCCCGCGCUCGGUCUACGAGUGGGAGGUCAUGAACAAGAUGAAGCCCAUCUGGCUGCGCAAUCCGGAGGUGGUGAACCAGUCCGAGUACACCGAGUUCUACAAGACCACCUUCAAGGCGUUCGACGAGCCCUUGUCGACGACGCACUUCAAGGUCGAGGGCCAGAUCGAGUUCCGGGCGCUCAUGUUCAUCCCAGCCACUAUGCCUUUUGAGUUGACGCGGGACAUGUUCUCGGAGGGAGGCCGCGCCAUGCGGCUGUACGUGAAGCGCGUGUUCAUCAAUGACAAGUUCGAGGAUCUGAUCCCCCGCUGGCUGACCUUCGUCAGGGGCGUCGUGGACUCGGAGGACCUGCCCCUCAACGUGGGCCGAGAGAUCCUGCAGAAGAGCCGGACGCUGAAGAUCAUUCGGAAGCGCCUCGUGAGGAAGGUGCUGGAUUCGAUCGACGACCUGCGCGAGCAGAAGCGCGACAAGUACGACCAGUUCUGGAGCAACUACGGCAAGUACUUCAAGGUCGGCCUCGUGGAGGAUCUGGACUACAAGGACGAGCUGAAGCGUUUCGUGCGCUUCUACUCCUCCACGAGCGGCGACAACAUGACCAGCCUGCCCGAGUACGUGGACCGCAUGAAGGAGGGCCAGGACAAGAUCUAUUUCGUGACCGGCGAGGGCAAGAAGGCGGCGGAGAUCGCGCCAGCCAUGGAGAAGAUGAAGGCGAAGGGCUACGAGGUUCUCUACAUGGUCGACCCCCUUGACGAGAUCUGCAGCCAGAGCAUUGUCGACUUCGACGGCCGCAAGCUCGUGGACAUCAACAAGGCGGGGCUGGACCUGGACAAGACGGAGGACGAGAAGUCCAAGUUCGAGAAGCUUACGAAGGACUACGAGGAGGUGGCCGCGUGGCUCAAGAAGCAGCUUGGCGAGCGCGUGCAGAAGGUCGAGAUCGGCGACCGCCUGGUGGACUCCCCCGCCACCCUCGUCCAGGGCGAGUGGGGAAUGUCGCCCAUGAUGCAGCGCUACAUGAAGUCGCAGACCACCUCCAGCUCGCAGGACAGCGCCUUCGCCAUGGGCUCCCGGAACCAGGCGAUCUUGGAAAUCAACCCCGAGCACCCGGUCAUCCAGAAAUUGAGGACGAUGCAGCAGACCGCUCCCGAUUCCGAGGAGACGGAGGACAUGGUCAUGAUGGUGUACGAGACUGCCGCCCUCAUCGGCGGCUACAACAUUGAGGACCCUGGCGAGUUCGCCAAGCGCGUCACCAAGCUCAUGGUGAACAUGGGCCCAGAGCCAGGCAGCGCUGGGGUCGUGGACGCUGAGGCCGCGUGAGCAGCCGGCGCCGUCGCCCUCGCCCUCGCCCGCCCUCUCGUCCUCCUCCCUCCUCCCAGUGCUUUCCCGCCCCUUCCUCGCCACCUCGGCGGCGCCAGUUUUGCUUUCACCUGUCUGGCCCAGCGAUCCCGGGAUUGUCCAGGAUCUCCAGGCUAAGCAACGGCCUGGAGGGUGUAGUUCUCCGCGCGGGGCACCAGAUUUUGAAGCUUGGCACCCCGCGGCGGAGCGAAGCCCCGGCGGCGCGCCUGGUCGCGGCGACCUGCCCAGCUCCUCCGUUCCUAGGUUCCUCGCCCCUAUGGGGCUGUAAUCAAUCUACCUCAGGCGCCUCUCGCUGCUCGCCAUUCGAGUUCCACGCGUGCGAAUGGCUCCUCAGAGCGCGCGGGCGGUAAAAAGGAACUUCUCUUCGGCAUCACCCCAACAUGCUCUUACUAUGUGUGCGUCGCGUCGCCCCGCCGACGCGCGCACCGAGAAAUC
Messenger RNA from Prorocentrum cordatum, 4155 nucleotides. Lineage: Eukaryota; Dinophyceae; Prorocentrales; Prorocentraceae. The record is from the annotation of a GenBank genome assembly.